Neltuma alba is the source of this 1312-nucleotide messenger RNA. RefSeq lists its product as uncharacterized. NCBI's taxonomy places the organism in Eukaryota, Viridiplantae, Streptophyta, Magnoliopsida, Fabales, Fabaceae. The record is from RefSeq and is a predicted model, not a curated record. The transcript is spliced from 10 exons. The coding region runs from base 111 to 1061 and encodes 316 amino acids.
CCAUCACCAACAAUGAGGGCGAAUCAGUGAAUGGAUAAUGGUGAAGCUACUGCCUUGAUUAGUACUCUUUACCCACUGUUCAGCCAUUUUGCACUGGGCGAGGAAACAAAAUGACGGGGAGAACUGUUAGCUGGUGGACUCAUUCCAAAACCGUGACUUUGAUCUGGCUCCUCUCUGCAUUCUUAUUCUUCUGCUUGUUUCGAAUGGCUAUACUCAAUUCUUCACACGCCGUAGUACCAUCUUCUUUAGAUCCGAAAAUUUCAAACUCGGAAAGAAGAUCCAAAUUAUAUGAAAAUAUGGAAAGAGAUCUGGAUGAGCAUGGAGCUGUUUUCCUAAAGCGUGGUAAAACCUCCCAGUCAUUGUCUCUUUCUGAUCUCUUUAUGCUAAAGGAUGGAUCAGUAACACCAGUGCUAAAGCCUGCAAAUCCUCCUGUAAGAGCUAAUGUUUUGUAUUUGAGCACUGAAUUCUCAAAUCCCAUAUCGAAGGCUGUAAAGAAUAUUUUCCACCCAUACUUUGAUAAAGCAAUCUGGUUUCAGAACUCUAGCAUGUACCACUUCAGCAUGUUUCAUGCCUCGCACCACAUUGCACCUGUACCUGCCACCAAAGAGGAGAUAGAUGCUGAAGCAGCCUCUGUGCAAGCCGUUGCUCAGACAUUCCGUCCUUUGAAUAUUGUAUUAGAUAGGGUGGUUCUGACUUCAACAGGAGUGCUUUUGGGUUGUUGGCAGGUCACUUCUGGGACAGAUCCCAUAGCUAUUCGCGCUAAGUUGAGAAAUGUGCUUCCACGUGCACCAGAGAAACAACUUUAUGAUGCUGCUAUUCUUCACACGUCUUUUGCAAGGCUUUUGGGUCGACCUAAAGCGUUGCCUAUGGUAGAGCUGCAUACAACCUCAGAAGAACUCCAAUUCUUCCAUGAGCUAGUUAAUCGACUCAACACAGACCUCCAUGGGUUCAAGGCAACGGUGUCUGAACUCUGGUACGUUGAGGAACAUGACUUGCUUGCCCUUGCACUGAAUGGAAGAAUGAGCGUUCGCAGGUUCAAGCUUGGCUGCUCAAGAACAUGAAGUUGAACAUAGACAUAGAUGCUUGUGAAUAAAACUUAAUAUUACUUGAUGCAAUGAAGGUUCUGGUAUAUGCGUAAUGACGAGUGAUUGCCCACAAAAGGAAAGAAUGAAAACAUACCCACUUUUUUGACGGUUGGGGAAAAAAAACUUUUAGUUGUUGGGUUUAUUAUUGAGUAAAGUGUUUAACUUUUUGUGACUGGUGACUGGUAUAAAGUCGUAAUAAUUUUUUUUUUCGGGCUUUUGACUUUUAA